AUGCACCAGACUAGCGACAUCGUAUCGAUUGAAUUUCCCGAAAAGUACAGCCUACGACCACAGGAUGCAUCUUCAGCUCAAUAUCUUCGCUGGUCCCACGGACAACUACAAUAUGCUGCACGACUCCUGGCAAGCGGCCUUCGCGAUCAAGGCCUGCGAGCAGGUCAACCGAUCGCAACAUACUUGCCCAAUGGCAUGGAAUGGGCUGUCACGUUUCGGGCCGCGUCGAUUCUGCGAUGUCCAUUCGUGCCGCUGAACCCCCGAGGUGUAGCAAAUGUGGCCGAAGUGGAACAUAUGCUGAAGACGUCAGGGGCGAGAGCUAUCAUCGCUGGGGAUGCUGAUAUCGCAGCAAAACUGGCCAGUGCCGUUCCAGAUCUCAUCUCUGCGAUGUCUAUACGCGCAGUUCCACAACAGAAAUCGAACACAGCACUCGAGUCCUGGAUCAACUUCUACGAACUUUUCAAGUCUGGCAAAGAUGCAGAAGACUGGGAUGAGGAUAGGCCGCACGACAGCCCAAUGGACUCUCCAGUCCAGUCGGAAGAUGACGAGGUUGCUGUUAUUGUCUUCACGAGCGGCACGACAUCGUUAGCCAAAGGUGGACUUCAUACCAAUGCUAGUGUCGGAAAUUCUCUUCUGUCGCAGGCUAUGGCACUGAGACUCACUCCAUCCCAUCGAACUUGCUGUCAUAUGCCCAAUCAUCAUAUCGCCGGAAUCAACAUCGCUCUGGGAUUUAUGAUCGUGGGAGGCUGCACUGUCUUCCCUUCUGCGUCCUUCGAUCCAGCAGCGUCUCUUCGAGCUAUUGACCAAGAGCGAUGCACAAAUCUACCUUCCGUCCCUGCAAUCCUUCAGGCAAUUGCCGCACACCCCAGCGCAUCGUCUACCGACACUUCUUCACUGAGGAACAUUGAACUCGGAGCUACCACCAUCCUGCUAGAGCACCGAAGGCUAUGUUGGACAGGCCUAAGAUGCAAGAGCAUGACAAAUUCAUACGCUGCUACGGAAGCUGUGCCUAUCACAACAGCAUUCUUCGAUACUAGGACUGCGGAAGUGGUGUCUGUAGGAUCAGUGGUCGAUGGGGCACGAGUGCGAAUCUGUGCACCGGACACACGCCAACCUGUGCCGAGAGGCGAAGCUGGCGAGAUGCACAUCAGCGGAGCUCACCUCAUUCAAGGCUAUCUUGGUGGCUUCUCUGCAAAGAGCUUCUACGAUGAUGAGCAUGGUAGAUGGUUCAUGACGGGUGAUCAAGGUAUUAUGGCCAACGAUGGCACUGUGACUAUCUCGGGGCGAUACAAGGAUCUCAUCAUCCGAGGAGGUGAGAAUAUCGCUCCUGCUGCGAUCGAGGCUGUCCUGGACGCGAAGCUCAAAAUUCAGGCACAAGUAGUGGGUGUACGAAGUGAAGAAGCCGGCGAAGUUCCAGUGGCCAUCAUCCAGCAGCAGAACGAUAACACUUUGCCAACCGCCGAAAUUCGAAAAAUUCUCGUUGCAGCGUUGGGCCCUGCUUUCGUACCAGAGAACUUCUACAUCUUGCAAGAUCUCGGUCUCAAAGAUUAUCCCCGCACUUCAAGUGGCAAGGUCAGAAAAGUUGAGCUGAAAGAGAUUGUGCAAAAACAUGAAGACUCGCUGGCGGAGGAAGAACCAGCGGCCAAGGUAUCCGGGGUUACCGUCGAUGAUUUGAUCAAACUCUGGCGAAAACUCCUCGGUGUCGAUGUUUCACCUGAAAGCUCUGUCGGGGACUUCGCAGACAGUAUCACGUCUAUGAGGUUUCGCAACAUGGUCAAACGGAAUCUUGGAGUGGACAUCACGAUCGAGGAAAUCAUCGAAGCUGGGACGGUACAGAAACAAGCCGAACUGCUCUCGUCGAGGAGCAACACGAAAUCACUGCCGCCUGGGCUGGAUGUGAAGCGUGAAGGCCCUCCCGACACCGAUGAUGUCGCCAUCACUCUUGGAGAGCCAGCAGUCAUGGCACAGAUCAAAGAACAAGUAGCAGAAGCCAUCACUCCCCUUGGCUUCUCGUGGGAUGAGGAUGUUGAGGACGUUCUCCCAUCUUGGGACCUUGGUUACGAGGUCUUUGGCAACGUAGCAGGGACAGCCAAGGUCAAUCACCGCAUGGCCAUCACGACUAAGCAGGCUGAUGUCGAUGAACUCUACGCUGCGUUGCGCAUAGCGAUUGAUCACCAUGCCAUGCAGCGAAGCUUCGAACUGAAAGGUGCGAAUGGAGAGCCAACAAUGCGAGUAAUCAUGCGAUCGAACGACAAGUGGUUCAAGUAUGCGGUGGGAAAUAUCGAAGCAGUGGACCAACCACAAGACUUGGUCAAGCUGUUGUACGACGGUGUACAUUUCCGCGAAGUCGACCAACCCUAUCCAUCCUUCCUGGUGAAGGUGGCCAAGGUGAACUCUACCGGCAAAUCUGGACUCAUCUGGGCGCUCCAGCAUUCGGCGUUUGACGGUCUCGCACUCUCCAGCUUCCUCGACGACCUCGACGCACUUCUCGCCUCGCCAUCGACACCCCUCCGCGCGCAUGUUCCCUACAAAGCUUGGGCGGAUACCUACUUCCUCCAUCGCACCUCUCCCGCUGCUUCGCGCGCCGUAAACCGACAAAUCCAGCGCCUCUCGAACCUCACAUCGCAGACGCCCUCUCUGUUCCCGCAACUGCCUUCAGACUACAACCCUCAUGCCACAGCCGCCCACCGCAAGACUUACUUCGCCCCUAAGAUCUCCGUCAGCCUGCCAUACCUCUCUUCGCUGCGCAGCCAGCACAGCAUCCCACCCUUCAUCCUAAUCAAAGCCGCCCUCGCCUUCUUCCUCGCCUCCAAAACCAACACAUCCACCGCAAUCUUCAGCCAGAACGAAAAUGGCCGUACCUGGCCCUUCCUCGAACCCUGGAUGCAAACUUCUCUCCCCGACUGCAUGGACCUCGCAGGCCCAACCCUCGAACGCACACUCCAAAUCAUCCCCAUCCCAACAAAAACCUCCUCUUCAAAUAACAAACCGACCGCUGUCCUCCAAUUCCUCAAAUCCCUCAAAUCCAAACAAGACUCCGAAGCCCCCGACGUCCACGCACCCUGGAAUCUCAUCCGCUCCGGCCUCGCUCAAAAGAUCUCCCCUCCAGCACAAGACCUCUUCGAUCUUGCGUCCAUGAGCACUUGUCUGAAUUAUCUCCCCGUCCGAACGAAAGAUGGAGAGCUGUUGUAUGAAGCGAUGGAAUAUCAUCAAACGAAAGCGAAUUGUGAGACGGCGUGGUUGUAUAAUUGUUGGAUUGAGGGCGAUGGUAAAGAGAUGAGGCUUUGGAAUCAGGUACUGGCGGAUGAGGAAGUUGUGACGAGGGAGCAGGCGAGAGAGUGGGCGAGAGAGGUUAUGGAGUGGGCGGAGUGGUUGCAGGAUAAGGAAAACUGGGAGAAGGAUGUUGGGGAGAGGGUGAAAUGAUGAGAGUAUGUUGGGGUUGAAGAUGGAUACUUUUGCUUUCUCUGCACGAUUCCCAGUUUUUUGGUGGAUUUCUUUUUCGGUUGUAUGAGCGACUCCGAACAGAGAUUGACAAUGUUAAUGAAGCAAAUCGCUCGAUGACGGCUGGGUUGCACGCUGGAAUGACAGAGAGAGUCCCCUGGAAUAUUGCGGUAGUUAGCUGCUGCAUUUCUCACACGUCAAUGAGACAUCACGAGCCC
Molecule: messenger RNA, 3659 nt
Organism: Cercospora beticola
Lineage: Eukaryota; Fungi; Ascomycota; Dothideomycetes; Mycosphaerellales; Mycosphaerellaceae
Product: class I adenylate-forming enzyme family protein
Biological process (GO): fatty acid metabolic process
Molecular function (GO): medium-chain fatty acid-CoA ligase activity; phosphopantetheine binding
Source: RefSeq, a predicted model, not a curated record